Messenger RNA from Cornus florida, 2616 nucleotides. RefSeq names its product heat shock protein 83-like. Gene Ontology annotation, cellular component: plasma membrane; cytosol; perinuclear region of cytoplasm. The coding region runs from base 193 to 2310 and encodes 705 amino acids. Lineage: Eukaryota; Viridiplantae; Streptophyta; Magnoliopsida; Cornales; Cornaceae. Gene Ontology annotation, biological process: protein stabilization; protein folding; cellular response to heat. The record is from RefSeq and is a predicted model, not a curated record. The transcript has 4 exons. Gene Ontology annotation, molecular function: ATP binding; ATP hydrolysis activity; ATP-dependent protein folding chaperone.
GAGUAGAAGACUCCAGAACCCCGAUUUCCUUCCUAUUUCGGGACCCUCUCUUUCUAUAAAUACCCCCAUCCGCUAGCAGCUUUCAAUUCGUAAGCAAGCUCUGUUUCGAAUCUCCUGAAAUCCCUAGCGUUAGUUCAACGCAACUUUCUUUCUCUGUCUAACAUUCUUUCAAGCUUUGAAGAAUUUGUAGUAAUGGCGGAUGUUCAGAUGGCCGACGCUGAGACCUUUGCCUUCCAGGCAGAGAUCAACCAGCUUCUCAGCCUCAUCAUAAACACCUUUUACAGCAACAAGGAGAUUUUCCUUCGGGAACUCAUCAGUAACUCCUCUGAUGCUUUGGAUAAGAUCAGAUUCGAGAGUCUGACGGACAAGAGCAAACUCGAUGCUCAGCCGGAGCUCUUCAUCAGGAUCGUCCCCGACAAGGUCAACAAGACCCUCUCUAUCAUCGACAGUGGUAUCGGAAUGACCAAAGCAGAUUUGGUGAACAAUUUGGGGACAAUUGCGAGAUCGGGGACCAAAGAAUUCAUGGAGGCGUUGCAGGCUGGAGCAGAUGUAAGCAUGAUCGGUCAAUUCGGUGUUGGGUUCUACUCUGCUUACCUUGUUGCAGAGAGGGUCAUUGUGACUACAAAGCACAACGAUGAUGAACAGUACAUUUGGGAAUCUCAAGCUGGUGGGUCCUUCACUGUCACUAGGGACGUCAAUGGCGAGCAACUAGGCAGAGGGACCAAAAUCACUCUCUUCCUCAAGGAAGACCAGUUGGAGUACAUGGAGGAGAGGAGGAUCAAGGACCUUGUGAAAAAGCAUUCUGAAUUCAUUAGCUACCCUAUCUAUCUAUGGACUGAGAAAACCACUGAGAAAGAGAUCAGCGAUGACGAUGAAGACGAUGAACCAAAGAAGGAAGAGGAGGGUGAUGUUGAGGAGGUUGAUGAGGAGAAAGACAAGGACACCAAGAAGAAGAAGAAGAUCAAGGAGGUCAGCCAUGAGUGGCAGCUCAUUAACAAGCAGAAACCCAUUUGGUUGAGAAAGCCUGAGGAGAUCACCAAGGAAGAAUAUGCCUCCUUCUACAAGAGCUUGACCAAUGAUUGGGAGGAUCACCUUGCCGUUAAGCACUUCUCUGUCGAAGGACAGCUCGAAUUCAAGGCUAUCCUUUUUGUACCCAAGAGAGCUCCAUUUGAUCUUUUCGAUACCCGAAAGAAGAUGAACAACAUCAAGCUCUACGUCAGAAGGGUGUUCAUCAUGGACAACUGCGAGGAGCUCAUUCCGGAGUACCUUGGAUUUGUCAAGGGUGUUGUGGAUUCUGAUGACUUGCCACUCAACAUUUCUCGUGAGAUGCUGCAACAGAACAAGAUUCUCAAGGUGAUCAGGAAGAACCUUGUGAAGAAAUGCAUUGAGAUGUUCAAUGAGAUUGCGGAGAACAAGGAGGAUUACACCAAGUUCUAUGAAGCUUUCUCGAAGAAUUUGAAGUUGGGUAUUCACGAGGAUAGCCAAAACAGGGCAAAAUUGGCUGACCUGCUCCGAUACCACUCCACCAAGAGUGGUGAGGAGUUGACUAGCUUGAAGGACUAUGUCACCAGGAUGAAGGAAGGUCAGAAGGACAUCUACUACAUCACCGGUGAGAGCAAGAAGGCUGUUGAGAACUCUCCGUUCUUGGAACGUCUAAAGAAGAAAGGCUACGAGGUUCUUUUCAUGGUUGAUGCCAUUGAUGAGUACGCUGUUGGUCAGCUGAAGGAAUAUGACGGGAAGAAAUUGGUUUCCGCCACAAAGGAGGGUUUGAAGCUUGACGAUGAGAGUGAGGAAGAGAAGAAGAAGAAAGAGGAAAAGAAGAAGUCAUUUGAGGACCUUUGCAAGACCAUGAAGGAAAUUUUGGGAGACAGAGUUGAGAAAGUGGUUGUAUCUGAUAGGAUUGUGGAUUCUCCGUGCUGUUUGGUUACAGGAGAGUAUGGGUGGACUGCAAACAUGGAAAGGAUCAUGAAGGCACAGGCUCUGAGAGACAGCAGCAUGGGCUCAUACAUGUCGAGCAAGAAGACCAUGGAAAUCAACCCGGACAAUGGAAUCAUGGAGGAGCUGAGGAAGAGAGCCGAGGCCGACAAGAAUGACAAGUCGGUGAAGGACCUUGUGCUGCUACUAUUUGAGACUGCUCUCCUGACUUCUGGCUUCAGUCUUGAUGAUCCAAACACAUUCGCGGCGAGGAUUCACAGGAUGUUGAAAUUGGGUCUGAGCAUCGAUGAGGAAGAGGUUGGUGGCGAGGACGCUGACAUGCCGGCAUUGGAGGAGGAUGGUAAUGAGGAGAGCAAAAUGGAGGAAGUGGACUGAGGGCAGAAGCAUAAGCAGCUAGCAUCUAGGUAGUCUCUGUUGUGGAUAAGCAAUAUUUUGGUUGGUGUGUCUAUGUGGUUGGUAGUAAAGGUGUUUUGUCUUGCAUUUUGAGUCUCAAUAGGUCUGUGCGCAAGGCCUGUCUUGUCUUGCUUUUGGAGUCUUAACACCAUCUCUAUUGUAAUAUGGGUUCUGGUUUUCCGUAUUAUAGAACAUAUGCAUCUCUUAGUGCCAGUUCUGCAAGCUAAGGAUUAUAAUUAUUAUUAUUUAAUAUUUUGGUGUAAUUGAAGCUAUAUAUAGUUCAGUUUA